Molecule: messenger RNA, 874 nt
Organism: Cuscuta campestris
Lineage: Eukaryota; Viridiplantae; Streptophyta; Magnoliopsida; Solanales; Convolvulaceae
Source: the annotation of a GenBank genome assembly
AGAAAAAACCUCUUUCAGUCUAUAAAUUUGUCAAAACCCUAAUAUUUCAUUCUCGUCUCUCCUCCGCUCCAGCCGCCGCCCCUCACCCUCUUCUUCCCGAACGAAAUGACGACCCACCUGAAGAAGAAUCGGAAGAAGCGUGGCCACGUCAGCGCCGGUCACGGGCGUAUCGGCAAGCACCGGAAGCAUCCCGGAGGUCGCGGUAACGCCGGAGGAAUGCACCACCACCGGAUCCUCUUCGACAAGUACCACCCCGGCUACUUCGGUAAGGUCGGCAUGCGCUACUUCCACAGGCUCCGGAACAGGUUCCACUGCCCCACCGUGAACAUCGAGCAGAUCUGGUCCCUCCUCCCGCCGGAAGCCAAGGAGAAGGCGGCGAAGAGCAAGGACUCCGCUCCUCUCGUCGACGUCACCCAGUUCGGCUACUUCAAGGUCUUAGGCAAGGGCGUUUUGCCUCCGUCGCAGCCGAUCGUCGUCAAGGCCAAGCUCAUCUCCAAAAUCGCCGAGAAGAAGAUCAAGGCCGGUGGCGGCGCCGUCAUUCUCACCGCUUAGGUCUCUUUCUGUUCUUUGUUUUUCAUGCUUCUCUCUGGAUUUUCGAGAUCUGAAUUAUCUGUUUUAACUACAGUUAUUGCUUGUUUCAAAGAUAUUUAAUUUUGCCUUGAUGGAUUAUCUUGUUCUGUGAUCUCUACGAAUAUGUUUCUAUGAAACCUUCAUUGAUUUUGGUCAUUGCUUGUUUUGAAUGGUUGAAGUUUUGUCUGCCAAUGGGUUGGAUUUUGGCCCGGUUUCAACCAAAACCCAAACUGGUUUCAGGUCAAGUGACAUAAUCCCUCCAUUUCAUACCAUAUUAACUUUCUAUUAAAGCUUUCUUGAUUCG